CUAACGGCUAACUACGGAGCAACCGGUCGAUUCAAGUAACACCAUAACAAAUGCGUGUCAAACCGUCUUAAUCUGACCAUAAACACAGAGAACGGAAUCUACCUGUGAAAAAAUGAUGUGUAUAUAUACAACGGAAAGACUGUACCAUACACGCUGUGAUUGCAUGCGCAAGUAUGGCUGACUUGAGUGUUCUUGCCCAUGGAAUUCCACUGAAUCCGCUUCCAGCAUGGAGGCCACGCGAUCCGAACAUCGCGCAUGCACCGGCAUUGAAACCGCAGUUGACCCAGAUGGAAAAGAGAAUGGCAGUGGCCAAUGCUCUACGCUACAUUCCCGCCAAAUUUCACGAGGAGCUGGCCACGGAAUUUGCAGCGGAACUGGCCACUCACGGACAUAUCUAUAUGUAUCGAUUUCGUCCAGACCCUAUCUUGCUUAAGGCUCAGCCAGUCAGUCUCUAUCCGGCCACAUGCGUCGAAGCAGCGGCAAUUAUGUUGAUGAUAUGCAACAAUCUUGACAGACAGGUUGCACAGUUUCCGGAUGAGCUGGUCACAUAUGGUGGAAACGGUCAAGUCUUCUCCAACUGGGGACAGUUUUGGUUGGUUAUGAAAGCACUUAGCAAGCUCAGUCGAAAACAAACGUUGGUUCUGUAUUCUGGACAUCCACUUGGCACAUUCCCAAGUCAUAAAUGGGCUCCCCGCUUGGUUGUUACCAAUGGGAUGCUUGUCCCAAGACCUGGACUGGAACAAGGUUACCAAAAGCUUUUUGCGCUGGGUGUCACCCAAUAUGGUCAAAUGACAGCCGGAUCCUUUUGCUACAUUGGACCGCAGGGUAUUGUUCAUGGAACCACACUGACAAUUAUGAGUGCAUUUCGAAAACGCUAUGGAAUUGACGGGAAUGAUACAGGAUCAUUCAAAGGACGAGUUUUCCUCAGUUCCGGACUCGGUGGAAUGAGCGGUGCGCAGGCAAAAGCCGCUGUGAUCGUCGGAUGCGUCGGCGUGAUUGCCGAGAUUAGCGAGGAAGCACUGAACAAACGUUUUGCGCAAGGAUGGCUCACCGAAAAGGUUACCGAUUUGGAUAAGUUGGUAAAACGGAUAAGAGAAUGCCGUGAAGCGAAGAUGGCUAUCAGCAUCGGUUACCUGGGUAAUAUUGUGGAUGUCUGGGAGCGACUGUUAAAGGAGUACCAGCGCACGGGUGAACUACUUGUGGAUGUAGCAUCGGACCAAACAUCAUGCCACAACCCAUUCCACGGAGGCUAUUAUCCUUGUGGAUAUACUUAUGAAGAGUCAAGAGAACUGAUGUCCAGAGACAACGAAGCAUUUCAAAAGGCCGUAAAGUUCAGUCUGAGAAAGCAGGUGAACGCAAUUAACCAAAUGGCGGAAGCCGGUGUGUACUUUUUCGACUAUGGUAAUGCAUUUCUACUACAAUCCAAAUUGGCGGGGGCCGACCUGGAGCCGACGGAAGAACAACUGGCUGAGGCCAAUAGAAAGCGCAUUAGAAAAGAAUUUCGAUACCCGUCCUAUUUUCAGGAUAUCAUGGGUGACAUUUUCUCAAUGGGAUUUGGACCCUUCCGCUGGGUCUGUACGUCUGGACUUCCAGAGGAUCUCAAGUUAACGGACAAGUUGGCUGAGGCCGAGCUGGUAUGCUUACUGGCCCAAGAAGGUUUGCCACAGCCAAUUAGGCAGCAAUACUUGGAUAAUUUAAACUGGAUCCGAAAGGCCGAUGGUCACAAAUUGGUCGUUGGGUCACAAGCACGAAUCUUGUACUCAGACGAAGCAGGACGCAUUCGGAUUGCGAAGGCUUUUCACGAAGCGGUGAGAAGCGGAAAACUCAACGGACCUGUGGUACUAGCUCGUGAUCACCACGACGUGAGUGGAACGGAUAGCCCCUAUCGGGAAACAGCAGAUAUCUACGAUGGUUCAGCUGUGUGCGCGGAUAUGUCUGUUCACAAUGUUAUUGGAGGAGCGAUUAGAGGUGCCUCGUGGGUAUCGUUACACAACGGUGGUGGAGUUGGCUGGGGUGAAGUAACGAAUGGAGGAUUCGGACAUGUACUAGAUGGGACAGAUGAAUCGAUAAAGAAAGCGUGUCGAAUGUUGUCUUGGGAUGUGACAAAUGGAAUGGCAAGAAGAGCCUGGGCCGGGCACCCGCUAGCUCGUCUGGCACUGGAGUACGCUCCGGAUCGAGAUAGAGUUGCAUCCGAGGAUCGACCGGAUGUGUUAAUGCCUGUGCUAGUAAAUGAUGCCAAUCUUCUUGAUCGGGCAUUGAAUGCGGCUUACAAGGGAUAACACGGCAAGAGCAUCGAGGUUUGAUUCCAACCUGAGUAGCAAUUUGCUGUGACUUCUGAAGUUUCUUUUGAUGUGGUGCUGAAGCACGUGUUUGCUUGCAGGCAAUUGCGGGUUCAACAGUAUCUAAUUUACCCAACCGAAGUUAACAUCACAGAGCAAUUUGUAUUAGCUUCGUUGAACUGCUGUGCAUAUGGAUAAUGGAAAUAACUUAUAGUAUAAUGUAGCCGACACGUUGCUUUUUAUGAACACAGAAGAAAGGAAAAACACUAAACAAACAGUAUGUUAGAUAGAGGAUGGAC
Messenger RNA from Opisthorchis viverrini, 2578 nucleotides. RefSeq lists its product as hypothetical. The record is from RefSeq and is a predicted model, not a curated record. Gene Ontology annotation, biological process: L-histidine catabolic process. Lineage: Eukaryota; Metazoa; Platyhelminthes; Trematoda; Opisthorchiida; Opisthorchiidae. Gene Ontology annotation, molecular function: urocanate hydratase activity. The transcript has 8 exons. The coding region runs from base 174 to 2279 and encodes 701 amino acids.